Varroa destructor (honeybee mite) is the source of this 2040-nucleotide messenger RNA. RefSeq names its product zinc finger and BTB domain-containing protein 49-like. NCBI's taxonomy places the organism in Eukaryota, Metazoa, Arthropoda, Arachnida, Mesostigmata, Varroidae. The record is from RefSeq and is a predicted model, not a curated record.
UCAUUUUUUGUGUAGCUUUUCGUUCUUCAGGUGUUUGUAGAUCGAACACGACCAGACCUAAAUGUCGCUUGGCUCUGGUCGUUUACAGUUGAAGACGCGCAGAGUUGUUCCGCACUCCACUGUCGAACUCUUGCCCUCUUUCGGAACACUACCUAUUUACUCUGUUUCUUUGCAUGCAUAUAACAAAAUAAAAGACAACUUGAAUCAUGUACCUUUCUACCUAUCUUACAUUGACUAGUCUUCGCCUAAUUGCUACGGCAGUGUUCAGCUUGAAACACUUUUCCGCCUCUUUCCUUAUCAACUUCUACGACCAACAUGCUGGUUUUAAUGCCUCAGAGUCACUUACAGCGGUACACUUAUUUUUUGCAGACGUUAAUGCGAACUAUUUAUGGCCAGCCGCCCUAGCCGCGUUCCAGAAUGCCUCAGGACAACGGUCCGAGAGUCCAGAACCUGGAGAGAAUUUCAGCCGGACCGCAAGCCCCACCCUGAUGCCACCACCGCGACGUCGUGUAACCCAGCAAGAUCCAAACUCGCCAAAUAAACGUCGUGGCCGCUAUCAGUGUAGCUUCUGCAACUUCCUUGGCGUAACGCCAUCGCACAUAAAACGUCACAUUCUAACUCAUACUGGCGAACGUCCAUUUGAGUGCCCGCUUUGUCCACGCCGCUUCACUCAGAAAGUCCACCUGAAAUACCAUAUAAAUAAAACCCACAAAAUGGGGUCCGCAGAAGAGAUUUCACCGGUUGGAGACAUCAGUGCUGCUGACGAUGAUGUCGAUGAGCUAACCAUUAUAGAUGAUACCCCCAAACGCGUCAAGCCGUCCUCGCUUUUGCGCACAAAGAUGACGGCGUAAACAAAAGGCGAUUGCCCUUUUUCUUUUAACCUGAAUAUAAUCGGCUGCAGUUACCGAUUGUCCCCCAGUAACAACCUGACAGUGCGGGUGGUCAACCAAGUUCAAGUUGCCAGACCUGACAACUACACAGCACGUAAUUAAUAGCCACUCUCAUCGCAUUCUACAUUCACUCGUAUACAUAUAUAGCGUAAUGUCUCAUAUUUUGAUUCGUUACUGUGUGCCUCUACGCGUGACUUAACGUGAUCAAGGGUAUCGUCACAACAAAUUUAACCGUCAUCGACACGGAAUGUGAUCGUUCGUCCCUUUUUCCCGAUGAUGCUUGCUUGCUUGCUUAGUUUGUACUUUUGGUUUUUGUAUAAGAACAUCGAGCCAAUUUUAUUGUUUCAUUGCCUAUCUGGCUAUAAAACUGGUUCUCUCUUUCUCUGUAACAGUCCUAAGAAGGCCGAUUCUGCUGGAAAAAUGCAGUUUACUUUAAUUUUGGGGAAGGACACGUGACCUUUUGUUCGAGAAGUUAUUAGGGUCCCAAAAGCUUUGUGCUUUGUACAUUUAUUAGCUGAAUCUCACUGUAAAUUUAUUUCAGACACUUGAUAUACUAUAAAUAUCUCAUACAUAAAAAGUGACGUAUGAGCGUACUAUUGUUCUAGUUGUCGUCACGUCAUAUCUGUUUGGGUGACUUUUGUCCAUACGUGCUUUAAAGCACAACUUUACCGAUUUUUGUGGUCACAUACCAGUAUUGCGCCAGGCAUUUACAACACACGCCAUAUUUCACUAAACUCUACAACUAUACAGCUAAUUACCGCUGUUUAGACGUACACGUAAAAGGAUAUUCAUUUAUAGGAGCUAUUAUUUAACCCUUAACACUCUUAUUUUUUGCCUAGACGAUCCCAUAAACAUUGUUGGCGAAUCGCUGGCGACUCCAUGCUGUUAUCAUUCCAAGAGCCUCGUGGUGCAUUCAUUAUCAAACGAGCUCAUUCGUCCUUAUAUAUAAAUGGCGUUUUUACCAGCUUCCAUCUACAAAUCGAAGUCAACAAGAGGGGUCAAUUUUAAGUAAACUUUUUUGACAGAUCGCUUGGGCGAACGGACGUGAAGCAACCUCUUAUAGAAGCUACACGUGUGUCCGUAACGGAUCCAACAACAAUAUUGAUAAUAUUGAAUGCAAUUACUUAGAGAAAUAUAUAUAUUAUGAUGA